Messenger RNA from Durio zibethinus, 1516 nucleotides. RefSeq lists its product as uncharacterized. NCBI's taxonomy places the organism in Eukaryota, Viridiplantae, Streptophyta, Magnoliopsida, Malvales, Malvaceae. The record is from RefSeq and is a predicted model, not a curated record. Gene Ontology annotation, molecular function: ubiquitin binding.
ACCUUUUAAUCCCUAACAUCAAAAGGAAUCUUCGACAAACCAUCAUUGCCGUUAGCAUGGUCCAUCAGGGUUCCCAACAUUGUUAUCACAUCCAAAACCGGUACUCCGAGAUACACCGAAUCAAAAUGAAAGCAACUCAACUCCUGUCUCCUGGGUACUUUCCUUGCAUCAACCGUUUACUGUUCGAUUUAAUUUGAACCCAAUAAUAAGGGUUCUACUUCCAGAUCGAAGUGUUUUUUUUUUUUUUUAAAAUAAAAAGAAUUUGUUAAUUUGAGGAUAAAACUUUAAACCCCUUUUUAAGGUUUUAAGAGGAGCCAUGUCUGCAGGGGUUUGUGGGAAAAGGGUGGGAUUUGAAGAAAUAUUCGGAUCUUCUCCCAAGAGAUUUAGGUGUUCCAGUUUUGAAUCUCCGAACCCAUCGUCGGAUUCUGAGUCCAGACCCGAUGACCCGGCUUCAACUAUGUUGCAAAUGUUCCCUUCUUUUGAUCCUGAGUUAAUAACAACCACUCUUAGAAAUCACAACAAUAAGAUUGAAGAUCUAAGGGAGAGUUUGAACGCUCUUUCCUCCGAUCUUGAGGAAAGAAAUAAACCACCACAUAGCUUUGAUUAUGCGAGAACUGGAAAUUGUACUGAUAUUCCUGUUCAUGGGACUGCUACGUGUAGUCAAAUGUCAGAACAGAAUGUUGAAGAUGUAGAUAAUAUCAAACAAAAGUUUGAUAAUGGAACUACUGUUGAUAGUCCUAAGUGGGUAGAUUUGUUUGUGCACGAGAUGAUGAGUGCAACCAAUAUCAACGAUGCUAGGGGGCGUGCUGCAAGGAUUUUGGAAGCCUUUGAGGGAAGUAUAACUGCCAACAAAAGAGUUGCUGAGGAGAUGGAGUAUGCUUCCUUGAAGGAACAUUUGCAGAGCUUGUUAGAUAAAAAUCAGAUUUUGAGGAAAGCUGUUGCAAUUCAGCAUGAACGCAAUUUAGAGCAAGAGGGAAAGGAAAGAGAAGUACAACACUUGAAGCUCACACUCAGCCAGUACCUAGAACAAGUUCGAACUUUAGAGGUAUUCAUUUUUUUAUUUUACAUCCUGUUUUUUAUUACUGUUUUUUUGGUAUGGAAUCUUUCGGUAUCUGAUAGUCACUUUGGGUCCUGAUUAAUUCGAAAUCGAGCUGGGUCGAAUCUUGUAAGGGGGAUAAGCUCUCCCAAGUCUGUUUUCUCCAUUCACAAUACUCAAAACCGAGACUUUAUUUAAGAGAAACCAAACUCCUUAUCAUUCGGAUUAAUAAGCGUUGAUAUUUUUUGUUUUUAAUAACUGUUUCCAAACAUACAUGGUCCCCGUGCUUGUUGUGGUAUUUGAAGAUUCGCUUACACUGCUAGAGGGACAAUUUAUGGUAUGCUUUAUGAUUUUCUAUUCGUCAUGCCAUUUCACUACACAGGCCACCAGUAGCUCAAUUCAUAUUGAACUUUUUUUUUUUUUUUUGUUUCUAUAUUUGAAACCUUCUCUGCCUAAGGUUUUAGCUGUAAGCCUCUAAUU